Messenger RNA from Aspergillus wentii DTO 134E9, 3642 nucleotides. Its product is annotated as coatomer subunit alpha. Gene Ontology annotation, biological process: intra-Golgi vesicle-mediated transport; retrograde vesicle-mediated transport, Golgi to endoplasmic reticulum; intracellular protein transport. The record is from RefSeq and is a predicted model, not a curated record. Gene Ontology annotation, molecular function: structural molecule activity; protein binding. NCBI's taxonomy places the organism in Eukaryota, Fungi, Ascomycota, Eurotiomycetes, Eurotiales, Aspergillaceae. The transcript is spliced from 7 exons. Gene Ontology annotation, cellular component: COPI vesicle coat. Bases 1 to 3642 code for a protein of 1213 amino acids.
AUGCAGUCCUCCCCAAACAUGCUCACCAAGUUUGAAUCCAAAUCGUCCCGCGCCAAGGGAAUUGCUUUCCAUCCCAAACGGCCAUGGAUCCUCGUAUCACUUCACUCCUCGACAAUCCAGCUAUGGGACUAUCGCAUGGGAACUCUGAUUGAUCGCUUCGAAGAACACGACGGUCCCGUUCGAGGCAUUGACUUCCACCCAACCCAACCCCUCUUCGUGUCCGGAGGAGAUGACUACAAGAUUAAGGUCUGGAGUUACCAGACCCGACGAUGCCUCUUCACAUUGAACGGCCACUUGGACUACGUGCGAACUGUCUUCUUCCACCAUGAGCUCCCGUGGAUCCUGUCUGCGUCCGAUGACCAGACUAUCAGAAUAUGGAACUGGCAAAACAGGUCUUUGAUCUGUACCAUGACCGGUCACAACCACUAUGUUAUGAGCGCAAAGUUCCACCCCACCGAGGAUUUGAUCGCCUCGGCCUCGCUGGACCAGUCCGUUCGCAUCUGGGACAUUUCGGGAUUGCGCAAGAAGCACUCGGCCCCAACCUCAAUGAGCUUUGAAGAUCAGAUGGCUCGGGCCAACCCGAACCAGGCUGAUAUGUUCGGAAACACUGAUGCGGUUGUGAAGUUUGUCUUGGAAGGUCAUGAUCGGGGUGUCAACUGGGUGGCCUUCCACCCCACAUUGCCCCUGAUUGUCUCCGCAGGUGAUGACCGACUGGUCAAGUUGUGGAGAAUGAGUGACACCAAGGCAUGGGAAGUCGACACAUGCCGUGGCCAUUUCCAGAAUGCAUCUGCCUGUCUUUUCCACCCCCACCAGGACCUCAUCCUCUCCGUCGGCGAAGACAAGACAAUUCGUGUGUGGGAUUUGAACAAGAGAACUUCAGUACAGUCAUUCAAACGUGACUUGGACCGAUUCUGGGUCAUCGCUGCCCACCCGGAAAUCAACCUGUUCGCUGCUGGUCACGACACUGGUGUUAUGGUCUUCAAGUUGGAGAGAGAAAGACCCGCGUCCGCUGUGUAUCAGAACCAACUCUUCUACAUCACCAAGGAGAAGCACGUCCGCUCGUACGAUUUCGCGAAGAAUGUCGAAUCCCCUCCCAUGCUCUCGUUGCGCAAGCUGGGAUCCGCCUGGGUGCCACCACGAACCGUCUCAUACAACCCCGCUGAGCGGGCAAUCCUUGUCACUUCGCCUACCGACAAUGGAACUUAUGAGUUGAUUCACCUUCCCAGAGACGCCACGGGGGCUGUUGAACCGACCGAUGUCAAGCGUGGUCAAGGCUCAUCUGCUGUCUUUGUCGCUCGUAACCGUUUCGCCGUCUUCAACUACUCGAACCAGCAAGUGGACAUCAAGGACCUGAGCAACUCGACAACGAAGACCAUCAAGCCGCCAGCUGGAACUACUGACAUCUACUUCGGUGGUACAGGCUGCUUGCUCUUCAUCACCCCCACCUCGGUUGUUCUUUUCGACAUUCAGCAAAAGAAGCAACUGGCUGAGCUCGCUGUCAGCGGCGUCAAGUACGUUGUCUGGUCUAACGAUGGCCUCUAUGCUGCUCUCCUUAGCAAGCACAACGUGACCAUUGUCACCAAGACCCUCGAGCAAGUAAGCAGCCUGCACGAGACCAUUCGCAUCAAGAGCGCAGCUUGGGAUGACUCUGGCGUGCUCCUUUAUUCCACCUUGAACCAUGUCAAGUAUUCCCUUCUGAACGGUGACAAUGGUAUCAUUCGCACCCUUGAACACACCGUUUACCUUGUCAAGGUUAAGGGAAGAAGCGUCUACUGCCUUGACCGCAACGCCAAGCCCAAGAUCUUCGAGAUUGAUCCCACUGAGUACCGAUUCAAGCUUUCGUUGGUCAAGAGAAACUACGACGAGAUGCUUCAGAUCAUUAAGACCUCCAGCUUGGUUGGACAGAGUAUCAUUUCUUACCUGCAAAAGAAGGGCUACCCUGAGAUUGCAUUGCAGUUCGUACAGGAUCCUCAGACCCGUUUCGAGCUCGCCUUGGAGUGCGGUAACCUUGAAGUUGCCAUUGAGAUGGCAAGAGAGCUUGACCGACCCAACUUGUGGAGCAGACUUGGUGCUGAGGCCUUGGCUCACGGUAACCAUCAAACAGUGGAAAUGACAUACCAGAAACAGAGGAAUUUCGACAAGCUGUCCUUCCUAUACCUGUCUACUGGUGAUCAAGAGAAGCUGGCCAGGAUGGCUAAGAUUGCUGAGCACCGUGGAGAUUUCACCUCUCGCUUCCAAAAUGCUAUCUACCGUGGUGAUGUUGAGGACAGAAUCCAGAUGUUCAAGGAAGUGGAUUUGUACCCGCUUGCCUAUCUUACCGCCAAGACCAAUGGCUUGACUGAAGAGGCAGAAUCUAUCCUGGAGGCUUGCGGUCUCACCGAAGACCAAAUCACCCUUCCGACAACCGAGGAGCCCUUGCAUGUGCCCCAGCCCAUCGCCCCAACCUUCAAGUCGAACUGGCCCGUUAAGGCUGCUGGCCACUCGUCCUUCGAAAAGGCUUUGCUCGGAGAAGUUGGUGUGGCUGAUGAGGAUGCUGCCGCGAACGGGUUGGAGCCUGAGGAAGAGGAAGAGGAAGCCGUUACAGCCGGCGAGGCCCUCGAGGACGAUGACGAGGAUGUCGCUGGAUGGGACAUGGGCGAGGAAAUCAACGUUGAGGAGGAUGUAGACUUCGUCAACGUUGACAGUGCAGAGGCUGGUGCGAGCAGCUCCGAAGCUGACCUUUGGGCACGCAACUCCCCGUUGGCCGCUGACCAUGUUGCCGCGGGGUCUUUCGAUUCCGCCAUGCAACUCCUUAACCGUCAAGUCGGUGCUGUGCAAUUCGCCCCUCUGAAGAGCCGCUUCCUUGAAAUCUACAAAGCUUCCAAGACCUACCUUCCAGCAACAAAUGGUCUGCCUCCUUUAGUUAACUACGUUCGUCGCACUAUUGAGGAGACAGAUAGCCGAAAGGUCCUUCCUGUCAUCCCCAGAGACUUGGAGACUGUUGCCAAUGUCAACUUGCAAGAGGGCUAUGCCGCUAUGAGAGCGAACAAAUUGGAGGAUGGUGUCCAGAUUUUCAAGGGAAUUCUUCACACUCUCCUUGUCAACACUGUUUCGUCCGAAGCCGAAGUUGAGCAGGCAAAGAAAAUCAUUGCCACCGCCCGGGAAUACAUCCUCGCCAUGUCUAUUGAGUUGGAACGCCGCUCCGUGCCAACUGACACACCCGAGGGCCUGAAGAGAAGCCUUGAGCUCUCUGCAUACUUCACCAUUCCCAAGCUGGAGGUCACACACAGACAGCUUGCCUUGAUGGCUGCGAUGAAGUUCUCUUUCACCAACAAGAACUACUCAUCGGCGCUCAGCUUCGCCAACCGCAUGUUGGCCAAUGGAGGCUCUCCCAAGCUGCUUGAACAGGCCAAGAAGAUCAAGGCUCAGUGCGAGCGCAGCCCGCAAGACAAGAUCGACAUCGAAUUCGACCAAUUUGCCGAGUUCGACAUCUGUGCGGCCUCGCACACUCCCAUUUAUGGCGGUUCUCCCAGCGUGUCAGAUCCCUUCACCGGGGCCAAGUAUCACGAACAGUACAAGGGCACCGUGUGCAGGGUAUCUGAAGUGACCGAAAUUGGAGCGCCGGCCAGCGGACUGCGGUUGUUUGUCCCCAGUCAAUAUUGA